UUCUAAGAGAUUACGGAGUACUACUUUUUCCGAUGAAUGUUAACUAGCUUUGUAUUAUGGAUAUAUUUUAGGAGAGUUUUAUAUAUUUAGGAAACAAGUGUUUGUUUCCUAAUAGAAUUCAAUAUAUUUCCUAAUUCAUGUACAAUUAGGUUCCUAGUACAGCUCAACUUCAUAGAGCUAUAAAUAUUGUAUUGUUUCCGCAGAUUAAUUCAAGUCAAUUGACAUUGUUCACAUAUAUUUAUCGUGGUAUCACAGCCAAUGGUUAAUUGAUCCUAAUUUUUUUUUUUCUCUUUCUCACUUCACCAGCCUGAAGCGCUUCAAGCAGCAAUAUUGUUUGGUUAGUUUUUUUUUCCAUUAUUCUGACUCCAUGGGUGGUGAAGGUAAAACUCCUAUUCAAUUAAUUCAUGAUGCUUCCUCCAUAUAUUAUUUACACCUGUCUGAAGGUCCUAGCAAUUCUCUGUCUAAAUACUUGCUAAAAGAACAAAAUGACGAUAUAUGGGAGAAGGCUAUUGUUAAUGCUUUAGAGGGUAAAAAUAAAUAUGGCUUUGUUAAUGGAGAUUGGGCUAAACCUAAAGAUGAAACUGGUGCUGAAUUUGCUGCUUGGAAGGCUAAUAAUUCUACAAUCUGUUAUUGGAUCUUCAAUUCUGUUGAUGAGUCUAUUCAACCUAGUAUUGUGUCUCAUAAAAUAGCUAAAGAUAUGUGGCAAGAUAUAAAGGAACGUUUUUGUGUCUCCAAUGGCCCUCGCCUAAAUCAACUAAAAUCAGAAUAUCACUCGCUUCGUCAAAAAGGCUUGUCUGUUGUGUCAUACUACAACAAAUUUGUGGCACUAUGGAAUGAAUUGUAUGGCAAAGAAGAUGUGAUAUGUGGUUGCACGUGUGAGGCUGCCGCUAAACUCCGUGCUCGUGCGGAGAGAGACAAGACUCAUGAUUUUGUGUUGGGCCUUGAUGAUGAGCAAUACAAAAUCCUCCGUACUCAAAUUUUAAGUAUGGACCAUUUUCCUACUUUGAACAAAGCAUACUCUUUGGUAUCUCAAGAAGAACAACACACGGACAUUAUUCGUGAUCGUGAUGAUAAAACUAAAAUUGUCAGCUUUGCAGUACAGUCUACAACACACUCAGCCACACCUUCUGCUCAUCCUACACCUCCUGUUAGUUUACAAUCAACCCCACCAACGUGUACUCAUUGUGGUAAAUAUGGCCAUGAUUAUGAGCGUUGUUAUCAACGUGUUGGCUUUCCUCCAGGUAUGCGUAACAGAAGAGGGGGAAGAGGCAGGGGUGGCCGUGGGAGAGGGGGAGGUUCUGGUGGCCGCGGGCAGUCCGCAUCCUCUACUGCCAAUGCAGCACAACACUCUGGUGGCAGUAACACAGAUCAAUCACGCAAUAAUGCUACAGCAAGCACAAGCUCAGAUUUUUCCAACGACCAAAUGCAACGGAUAAUCACCCUCCUUGAAGGUGCUCAGUCCAAUGACAAAUUGUUUGGACCGCAUAACGAAGACGACGAUUGGCCUCGGUGAGCUAAGGAAUGGGGUGUAUGUCUUUCGGGAAAUGGAGCAACCAAUUUCAUCUCAUGCUACUACGGCAGAAUCGACUCUCCUUUUGCACCAUCGUCUAGGACAUCCUUCAAGUCAGCAUUUAAGUUAUGUUAGUAAUGCUAGUAAGAACAGCAAAAUAAAGAAAGAGCUAGACUCUUGUGAUGUAUGUUUUCGUGCCAAACAAACUCGCACGGUUUUUCCAUUAAGUGAAAAUAAA
This is a messenger RNA of Spinacia oleracea (spinach), 1748 nucleotides long. RefSeq lists its product as uncharacterized. The record is from RefSeq and is a predicted model, not a curated record. The transcript has 2 exons. The coding region runs from base 368 to 1513 and encodes 381 amino acids. Lineage: Eukaryota; Viridiplantae; Streptophyta; Magnoliopsida; Caryophyllales; Amaranthaceae.